Clavispora lusitaniae ATCC 42720 is the source of this 3213-nucleotide messenger RNA. RefSeq lists its product as uncharacterized. Lineage: Eukaryota; Fungi; Ascomycota; Pichiomycetes; Serinales; Metschnikowiaceae. The record is from RefSeq and is a predicted model, not a curated record.
AUGAUUCCCGGCCGGUCGCCUUCACGAAUGUCGGGCCAGCGAAAGUUCCUGGGCGCCAUAGCAGAACUGCUGCCCAACACCACGGCCGAGUUUGAAGAAGACGACAGCGACAUUGCCGUUACCUUUGCGGGCAAGGGGCGCAGAACGGCGCAGAUGCUAGCCAAACACAACUCGGUCAUCUUGGCCGAGAGCGGGCAGAAAGUCCACCGGUCCAACUCUUUCUUCAACUCGGAAUUCGAGAGCUUCAACGACGACUCUUUCCACGACUCGGAGUAUCUGGAAAGCAACAUCAGUUUGCCCAUGUUGGAGCACAACCGCCAGCUCCAGCGCGUUCCUCAUCGCCUUCGAAAGUUGCGCCUCAGUAUAGCCAAGCUUUGGCGCUCGACCAUGUUCCAGAACGUGCUCAAAUGCUCGUUGGCGUACUUGGUGGCGUCCAUGGGCGUCUACUGGGGGCCCUUCAAUCGCUUCUUGGGCAACACAGACUCCAAGCACGUCGUGGCAACCACAGCAGUGUACUUCCACCCGGCACGAACCAAAGGGUCGAUGCACCAGCUGCUUUUGUUUGUGCUUUUGUCUUUGGCGUACAGUUUCGUUGUUUCGUUGGUGUGCCGCUCCGUUUCGACAUACUUCUUCACCCACGGGCUUGACGAGACAAGCUAUGUCAUCGACUUGGUCAUCAGCUCCAUCGGGCUCGGAGUCAUUGCGUUCAUGAAGCAAAAGGUGAAUCGCCAGACCUUCAACACCGCGUGCUCUCUUGCAUCGAUUUCGCUAGCCACAUGUAUCGUGAAAGAGGGCUCGUUGAACUCCCAAGUCAUUCCAAUGGGCAGACUUCUUUCGACUGCCCAUGUGGUUGUGGUGGGCUCGCUUAUUCCUGUGGCCAUAUGCUAUUUGGUAUGGCCCAAGAGUGCAGUUACUGCGCUUCGAACGUCUUUGAACGACUCCUUUAACAUCAUGUCGUCGCUCUUGUCCAUCACAACCCACCGGUUUUUAAACGGGGACAAGGUGUCCGCUAAAGAUGCCGAGAUAUUCUCUCUUCUUCGAAAGAAAACCACAGAUCUCAAGGGCAGCCUUGAAGAAGCCAUGUACGAGCUCUAUCUUGUGGGAAAAGAAGAGGAGUUCGCAACAUAUUCAGCCAUUGUGGACGCCACGGUUUCGUUGCUGGAACACUUGCAGGCUUUGCGUUCCUCAUGCGAAAUGCAAUGGCAACUUUUGCAUGCAAAAGGUCUGGAAUCAGGCUCCUCCAGUGUCCCCAGUGACCCAAACGAACAGCCGAACAACUCGAUGAAGCAGAACAACCCCGAAACCGAAUCGACUCACAGCUUUUCCAGCUAUCAUUCAGAUUUGAUCCGCCUCUCUCAAUCAAUGGAAGACAUGAGCAGCAGCCACCCGAUAGAUACGUCCUUGCUUGAGACAAGUGACAUGGACUACAAUGCAAUGUACCUGACACAAUUAUUUGAUUUGUUUGUGUAUUAUUUGGCUCCGUCCAUCAAGUCUUUUGUUUUCACCGUCAAGGAGGUGUUGAGCGCCGUGCCUUUUGAAAAAAAAUUGAUUGAGGAGACAGAACACCAUAAUUUCUUUGCCAAGUCCUCAAACUAUAGACUUUCAUUGACCAAAGCGAUUGGGCUUUUCGAAAACAAACAGGAUCGCUCGUUCGACAAGCUAUACUCACAGGACAUUUUCAAACCAAACAACAGCAACUUCAAAACUGAUCAAGAAGAAGUCACGGCAUGUUGUGGAAACUUUUCAUUUUUGUUGGCUUUAUACGGCAAACUGCUUAUCCACUUCAUGGAGCUUACAGAGCAUUUUGAGCUUGUUUCCAAGUCCAGUCCUCGAUCUUGGAAAUGGUGUAAGCUCUGGAAGAAAAGAAGCCACACAGAAAACUCUGCAAUAAACUCCUCAUUCGUGGAUGCGCUUCAGGAGCUCAAAUUGCAACUCAAACCAAAGUCAUUGGACGCUGUAACUGAAAGAACCAGUCUCCUUCCUAACACGCAACAAAUUGAUCGUUAUCGACUUCGUCUUUGGAAGUCGCUCAGUUUUCUUCGCCGCACAGAUAUCCAGUUUGGACUUCGAGUGGGUGUUGGUGCUUUUUGCAUCUCGAUUUUCGCUUUCAUUCCCCAGACAAAGGAUAUUUUUGAAACUUGGAGAUUGGAGUGGACGCUCGUCAUCUACUGUAUCAUGAUGAAUAAGUCACUAGGGGGAACUACUAUGACAGUUAAAUGGAGAAUAAUGGGAACCUUCUUGGGAGCUUUCACCGCGUACGUUAUUUGGAAGAUUUUUGAUGGAAACGGCGUGGCCCUUGCCAUAACUGGCUUUUUGGUUUCGCUUCCGUGUUUCUACAUCAUCAUAUAUUGGAAAAAGAAUAACGCCUACGGCCGUUUUAUUCUCUUGACUUAUAACUUGACUGCAUUAUACUCGUAUAGCAUGGCCCAGAAAGACUCCGAAGAUGGGUACGAAGGAGGCGACUCGCCUAUCGUUGGUGAGAUUGCAUUCCACAGAUUUGUGUCUGUUUCCAUUGGUAUAGUGUGGGCACUAUCUGUGGCCACAUUUUUCUUACCCAACAGCGCCAGAGCUAGACUAAAAUCGGGACUUACAGUCUUGUGGCUCCGCAUGGGCGUUAUUUGGAACAGCGAUCCUUUGGACUAUCGCGAGACCAGAGAAGGAAGCAACUUUGUGGGGAUCAAAGAUUUCAAAAACACCAGGAACUUGCUUGUGGAAUGCCAGACGCUUCUUAAGCAGGCGCCAGUCGAAUUUCGGUUGAAAGGCAGUUUCCCCAAGGCCAUCUACGAGAAGCUAUUGGCCAGCACUUCGGCAAUUCUAGAUGCGUUUCUGAAUUUCCAACUUAUGGUGGAGGUGGACUCGAAAAUGGACCCGACAGAAGAGUACGUUUUGGAAUACAUAUCGAACGAACGAAGCGAGCUCGAGCACCGGAUCUUUUUGAUCUUUUACAUGGUUGCCAGUGCAUUGGCGUUGGGAUUCCCAUUGCCUUCGAAACCUGCUUCAACAGAACACGCCAAAAUGCGUAUGCUUCUCAAACUUAGUGAAAUGAGAUCAAAACACACUCGUGAGCAAAUGCAUUUGACGAAUGAAGACUACGUUUUGCUUUACUCUUACAUUUUAGUCAGCACGACAAUCACCACGGAGCUUGACAAGAUUAUAGAGCUCAUAAAGGAGCUUCUUGGCGACAUCUCCGAAGACAUUUUCUCGUUGGUGUGA